AUGAAGCUGAUGCCGGAAUUCCGUCAAAGUUUCUGGGAGAGUACCAGGACGGUGACUGCGCGUCAGUGGAAGCUUACGAAGCGUAACACUUCUUUCAUUUACGUGCGAGCCUUGAUGGUUAUAGUCAUGGGUCUCAUCUACGGUAGCACCUUCUACCAGACAGACCCGAAAGACGCGCAGAUGACUAUCGGUAUACUCUUCCAGGCGACGAUCUUCAUGAGUCUGGGUCAGACAGCUCAAGUCCCGACAUUUUACGAAGCUCGUGACAUUUUCUACAAGCAACGCUCGGCCAAUUUCUAUCGUUCUGCGUCGUUCGCUAUUGCGAAUUCAUUGGCGUUGAUCCCUCAAGCCAUCGGAGAGAGUAUCGUGUUUGGGUCACUGGUAUACUGGAUGGCGGGUCUUGUACCACAUGCAGGACAUUUCAUCAUCUUCUUGAUCAUUAUGAUGCUCAUGAACCUCGUGUACGCCGCGUGGUUCUUCUGUCUGACCGCCAUUUGUCCCAGUUUCAACAUCGCCAAGCCCAUGUCCACGUUCACUAUUGUCAUUUUCAACCUCUUCGGAGGUUUUGUGAUGGCCAAGAACGUCAUGCCCGACUGGUUGAUCUGGGUUUAUUACCUCGUUCCGGACUCCUGGUCUCUGCGUGCGUUGUGUGUGAACCAGUAUCGUUCCAAGACAUUCGACGUCUGCGUGUAUGACGAUGUGGACUACUGCUCGCAGUACAAUUUGACUAUGGGCGAGUACUUGUUACAGCAGUAUGCAGUGCCGUCGAAUCAUGACUGGGUGUGGACGGGUGUUAUCUAUAUGGUUGGCCUCUACGUGUUUCUCAUGGCAACGGGUGCGUUUGUUCUCGAGUACAAGCGGUACGAUGGUCCUGCCAAUGUUUCGCUCAAGCCGAAAGAUGAUAACAGGGGUGAAGCAACGAAAGAAACGAGUGAUUAUGUACUGGCAACGACUCCAAAGAACUCUGGGACGUCGUCUGGGUCGAUGCAUGAUGUUGCGUUGGAUGUGCCUAGACGUGAAAAACUGUUCACUCCCGUGACGAUCGCCUUCCAGGACUUGCACUAUUUC
Molecule: messenger RNA, 1068 nt
Organism: Phytophthora nicotianae INRA-310
Lineage: Eukaryota; Oomycota; Peronosporomycetes; Peronosporales; Peronosporaceae
Exons: 1
Cellular component (GO): membrane
Molecular function (GO): ABC-type transporter activity
Source: RefSeq, a predicted model, not a curated record